Molecule: messenger RNA, 3021 nt
Organism: Aspergillus tanneri
Lineage: Eukaryota; Fungi; Ascomycota; Eurotiomycetes; Eurotiales; Aspergillaceae
Gene: BOI2
Product: putative polarized growth protein (Boi2)
Exons: 3
Coding region: 1-3021 (1006 amino acids)
Biological process (GO): actin cytoskeleton organization
Cellular component (GO): plasma membrane
Molecular function (GO): protein binding
Source: RefSeq, a predicted model, not a curated record
AUGGCUCUAACAUCGCCCCCCCGCGGUGUUCACCCCGGGGAUCUUCUUCUGGUCGUUCACGAUUUUGAUGCGCGGGGUUCGGAUGAGCUUACCUUGCGACGUGGUGAGAAAAUCGAGCUCGUAGAGCUGGACGAUGGAUUCGGCGACGGAUGGUAUCUAGGAAAGGAAUUAAAAACAGGAACAAUCGGACUCUUCCCUGGAGUCUAUACAACAACGGCCCCCAAGAUCCCAGUGCGCCCACUGAGGGACUUACCAGGAUCUGAUCCUUCUAAGCCCGACGGCGAGAAGGCCACCGCUGCUCCAGAGAAUCUCACACCGGAUGCGACCGGUCCAUUCAGGUCGCCAAAGAGCGGCGAAUCAACCCCUCACGUUUCUCGACACACCAGCUUAUCGGACAUGCGCCUGCCGGAAAUGGACAGUGAGUCGGGGGCUCCAAGUCCCAACCCCUCCCCCUCCCAGCCGCAGAGGUCCAGCUCGUCUCCAUUACCUACAUCCAAACUCGCUAUCGAUCUCCAUCAGUCCAUCCGACAGUCCAUUGAUGGCCAACUGAAUGGCCAAACUAAAGACAGUCCCGUCAUGAACGAGACACUCAGCGUGAUCGAUGAACAUAUCACCGACUUGAGUACUCCACGCCAUAGUUUGGCCGCCACGCAAGAACCUAAGCCGAUCAACGACUCCGCUAGUGAAUACAGCAGCACAUUCGAUCACCGGAUGUCUUACAUCAAUGGACAGGAGACGGAUGAGGAGGAAGAGUGCCAGCCGACCGAGGCGGAAGUGCGCCAUUGGAAUCACGUCGACACGGCCAAACACUUACAUGAGAUGGGGGUCGAAGGCAAACACUGCGACAUCUUCGAGGAGCAGGAGAUUAGUGGUGAUGUCCUGCUGGAUAUGAACCAGGAUUUUAUCUUUAUGAAGGAGUUUGACUUUGGUGUGAUGGGCCGGCGGCUGAAGACCUGGCAUAAGAUCAAAGCGUUUCAGGAGGAGGUCAAGGGAACGGAUAUGACCCGGCCUCGAAAGACAUCUCGCGGCUCUGCCUCUGGCUUCGACACUUCCGAAGAGCGCACCCUCAGUCGUGUGGGCCACACCGGCCCGCUUCUUCCCCGGAUUCCCAACCUGAGAAGUUCGGCCGGAUCCACGCAGCACCCCCGACUUAUUAGCAGCAGCAACAACAGCUCCCCGUUGACCCCACAGACCCCGGGGUCGUGGAUGGAUCACUCUCGGCGGCCGUCCGCCGCAUCGGUGCGCGAGAUUAACCAGUCGCGGCGCCAUUCCUCGAUUGAUGCUACGAAUCACUACUCGACUGCCGGUGACUCCUCGCCCCAGUUUGGGCACCAGACAAAGCCCUCGCUGGACCGGGCAUGGACCAUGUCUGGCGUGUCCCAACGACGCCCUGGAACUGCCCUGGGUACGUCGUCCAACGACUCGGUUCUUCAGCAGCAUGUAUUCCGUGGCCCCGAGUCGAACGCAUCGGAUCCCGUCGUCGCGGUUACCGACGAGCUGGAUCGAGGCUAUUUCUCCGGACCGGAGGGCGACCCUCGGAAAAGCAAACGCGUCCUGCAGAAACGGCAUUCGAUCCGGAGUGGCAGCUUCAAUGCCGGGCUAACCGGUCUCGCAGAUGGAUCGAACAUCCUGAACGUCCGGAAGCGCCACUCACGCAUUGGCAGUGCCGAUUCUAUUCGGGACGGUGACCUACGGGCGCCCGACGCGAUAAAUACGUAUAUUACUACGGCGGCUCCGCCGACUCCCCCGAAGGGCCGUAUCAGAAGCCUUAGCACCCGCCUAUCAUCAGAUCGCCAUAAGCAGCAAUUACGCAAUCACUCGUCCGAGGAGAAGUCCACCUCUGGGCCCGGCUUCUUUUCAUCCCUCGUGCCACUCGUUGGCCGACAAGACUCCGACCCUUCCUCUCGGUCGACUCCCGUGGCCCAGCAACUCAAAAAUGCAGCUCCUAAGUUUCGACGGGCAGUGACUGGUCUCCGUGCCAUGUCCGACGUGGUCGGGAAAGGUACUGACACGUCUGUGCCUCCAGCAUCGCCGGUCCGGGACACGGACCCAUCCUCGGUGCGAACGGGGUCAACGACACCGUCGACGUCCAAGAGCUCGGAGCGGCAUAGCACCGAUUUGUCGGGCAAGGCCAAUGAAGGUGGCAUUUCACUGCCCCGUACCCGAACGGUGAAGGCGGCCAUUAAAUCCAAGAAGGACACGAGUGCGUACACACGGGGUCUGGAGAAAAAGACCCCACAGGAGCAGAUGGAGGGCUGUGAUUUCUCAGGGUGGAUGAAGAAGCGAUCUUCAAACCUCAUGACCACGUGGAAGCCCCGUCUGUUUGUUCUGCGUGGCCGUCGACUGUCCUAUUAUUAUUCGGAGAACGACACUGAGGAGCGCGGUCUGAUCGACAUCACCGCUCACCGAGUACUCCGGGCGGACAAUGAUCCCAUCAUUGCUCUACAUGCGACCAUCACUGGGGCCACGGUUUCACCCACCUCGCCGUCGAAUGCCAGCGCCACUGAUCUAGCGUCGUCCGAUAAAGCGUCCGCUUCUGAGUCCUCCCUGCGCGGAUCGAAGAGUAGUGGGGAUGGGCCGUUCUUCUUUAAACUGGUCCCUCCCAAGACGGGUGUGUCGCGGACGGUGCAAUUUACCAAGCCCGCCAUUCACUAUUUCCAGGUGGCCAGUAUCAAAGAAGGCCGCUUGUGGAUGGCUGCGUUGAUGAAAGCGACCAUUGAGCGGAACCUGGGGCUGCCGGUGGAAACCACGAAUAAACAACACACUAUCAGCCUCAAGGAGGCUCGGUUGAUGAACCAGCGACCUCCAGAGAUUAUGCCUGCCAACUCGGUGGGAGAAGAGGGAGAUGAGCCACCAACCACGACCGAGGAAGUGAGCGAGCCCGUCGUGAAAGGUCUCGGGCUCGAACAGGAUCCUGCCCCGGAGGACAACGACACAGCAAAGAGAUCAUCGAAUCCUCUAGAUGGUGUCGAUGCUGGUCCGUCUUCUCUGCUCCCAGAGUCGCCUAUGAAAUCCGGAUGA